GUGUGUUUACGUCAGUGUUAAGUGUAAUAUUUUGCUUGUUUCCGUAGUGAGGAUUGUCGAUUGUAAAACCUUUUAUGUUAGUGUGGAUUUCGAUCGAUUGAUAAGCUGGUUACCAAACUUGUUGAAUCUCGUAACUCCAACCAUGACCACCACUCCUGUUAGGACUACUAGUGGCAGUACGUCGACCAAUGAGUUGUGGCGAGAGUGUGCAGCCUGGUUAACGCGCUGCGAAAUCAUUCCUAAAGAUCAUCGUGCGAAUCAUCCUGACUCGGAUAUCAAAGUCCUUGCGAACAUUCUCCGAGAUGGCGUACUAUUGUGUAAUUUAAUACAAUUUCUCGACCCCACAUCGUUCGACAGAAAAGAUUUCAACCGAAAACCGCAAAUGGCCCAUUUUCUUUGUAUACAAAACAUUAAACUAUUCUUAGAAGCAUGCAAAACAAACUUUAAUCUGAAGGAACCAGAAUUGUUUGAUCCUUCUAUGCUUUAUGAUCUAACAAAUUUUCAUAGGGUGCUUCUCACCCUUUCGAAGCUCUCGACGAGCAGAAAGGUACAGAAUUCGCAAAGGAUAUCCGGUUUCAUUCCCGUUCCAAUGCAUACGGAUAGAACGAAUCAGGAAGACGAUAUCUACAAUGAUUUGCAUACCAGUACGUCGAACACAGUAGAUUAUGGCAAUCACGACGAACAUGAUAUGAAAGUGGAGAAGGUCUAUCAGGACUUGUGCGUCCCAAAUGUUAGCCGUAAUCAGCUAGCGUCAUCUUCCAGUAAUUUGGAGCAACGUGACUUUGUUAUAAAGGAGCUGCUCGAUACAGAGAAUAAUUAUCUUGAAGCAUUAAACGCCCUGAAACAUGUCUUCAUGCAGCCAUUAGAAAAGCUACUUCCAAAAGAGGACUUACGGAUAAUAUUCCCUUGUAUUAAUGAGUUGGUAGAAAUACAUAGAAAAUUUCUCGACCGACUGAAUGAAGCAUGCGCCCCUGGGAGCAAAUUAAAACUUAGUACUACAUUCCUUGAAUUCAGAGAACCGUUUCUAAUUUACGGCGAGUAUUGUUCUAGCAUGACAAGUGCAGUUGAAGCUUUGCGUGAAUUUUGCAAGAAAUCCAGCAUCGUUGAACAGACUGUGGCUCGAAGUCAAAAGGUGCACAGUGAUGGAAGAUUACAACUUCGGGAUAUCUUAUCUGUACCAAUGCAACGAAUUUUAAAAUAUCACCUAUUGUUAGAUAAAUUAGUGCAGGAAACGGUACCGACCCAUGAAGACUUUCGUGGUUUGGAGAGAGCCAAAGAAGCGAUGGUAGACGUUGCGCAGUAUUCAAAUGAAGUUAAGCGUGAUUCAGAACACUUAAUUGUGAUACAGAAAGUUAAGGAAAGUAUAUCAGAUCUGAAUUUACCAGAUGGUAAUAAUCUUGAACAAUACGGUCGAUUACUGCUGGAUGGCGAUUUGAACAUAAAAGCUCACGAAGAUCAAAAAAUGAAACAUCGAUAUGCUUUUAUUUUUGAAAAGGUUAUGGUUCUAGUAAAGAAUUCUAACACCAAAAUAGGGGAAGCACAAUAUACUUUUCGUGAAGCCCAUAACUUGCUCGAUUACAAAAUUGAAAUUAUGAAUUCGAGGCGUACGUUGGGCCGUGAUGGACGUUUAAAGUAUUCGCUGCUGUUAGCACGUAAAACGCAAGCUAAUGCUUUUACGCUGUACAUGAAGACGGAAGAAGAACGUGAGAAAUGGAAACGAGCUUUCGACAUGGCAAUGGAGACACUAGAACCAAUAGGAUGCAAGAAUACUGAUCACAAAUUUUUAGUUGUUACAUUUGACAUACCUCUGGUAUGUCGACACUGUUCGAAAUUCCUUAAGGGGAAAAUACAUCAAGGUUACCGCUGCAAGGUAUGUGACAUUGUCGUACACAAAGGAUGUAUUUCGUCAACAGGUCGGUGCAAACAUCUGCAGCAAGUACCACCACCCGUAUGCGAUAGGUUACUGUCAGAAUUCAACUGGUUUGUUGGUACAAUGAAUAGAGAUACCGCAUCCCAACGACUGGAGAUCAAAAAGAUUGGAACUUAUCUUUUACGCGUCCGUCCCCAAGGUGCCUCAAAUGAAAGCGAAACAAUUUAUGCACUUAGUCUGAAAACUGAUAGCCAAAUCAUUAAACACAUGAAAAUUUAUAAGAAAAAAGAGACACAAAACAUACUCUACUAUUUAUCGACCAGGCGAUAUUUUAAAACAAUAAUCGAACUGGUGUCCUUUUACGAGCGCAAUGAUUUGGGAGAAAAUUUUGCAGGAUUGAAUCAAUUACUGCAAUGGCCUUUUAAGGAAGAAAUCGUUACAGCUAUCUAUGACUUCGCGCCAAAGGAAUUAAACCAGCUACCACUGCGCCAAGGUUGUCCGGUUGUUGUAAUUGGCAAAGAGGGUGACAGUAAAGGCUGGUGGAGAGGAAAAACAAUGGAAAAGGUUGGUUUCUUUCCAAAAGAGUAUGUUCAUGCAUUAGGGAUAGGUGAAAUAUAAACACAGGUGCUAUUUUGCUUUACCAUCAUCCAAAAAAAUCAACCGCUGUUGCCAAAAAAUAAUAUAAACUAUUAGACAAUGCUUCUUGUGACUGUCUUCCUUACCGCUGAUUACAUAUUUCCAUUCAAAUAGUUUUUUUAAGCAAUGAAAUUUGCAAUAUACGAGACAUACAUAACAUCGAUCGUUUUUGAAGAUAGGGGGAUGAUCAAAUUAAUAGGAAAACCAUUUAAUUGUAAUCUUUCACCAAAUAUAUUCUUUACAAGCACUGUCACUGUCCCUGACCAUCCCCCUCUAAAAGAAGUCGUAUUGGAUCUCUGAUAUACUGACAUGCUCUCAGUAGGAAAUGCGGUUGAACAUAACAUCUUUGCGAAACUCCAAAUAGUUCGAUGCUAGUUAUUUGAAAUCGAACUUCUUAAUAUUUGUCAAAAUUAAAAUAGUCAAUUUGGUUUUACUGUAACAAUUGUAAUGUUGUUUGUUAAGAUUAUCACAACUUUCAAUUAUGAUUCCGUGAGCUAGAGUGAACAAACAUAGUGAACGAACGCACUGUUAAUGUUAUUGGUAAAAGAAGAUCCCAUUUGCGUCAUAUUCUGUUAGGGCUGUGACAUUGUAGUUACGGCAGCAUUUACCACAAGUAUUGGCAAAUAUUUUAAUUUACCAAUUCGUAUCCCGCAGUUUGAUUUAUAUAAUCGAAAAAUAUACUCCUACCAAAGAGUACGCUAUUACAUAUUAUGUCAUUUACGCUAGUCAAAAUCAUAAUUGAACUUCAAACAUCAAAGUUACCCUACAUUUGAUUUGACUUUUUGUUUAUAUAGAGUGAAGAAUAGAGAAAAUCUAACUGAGUUUUAUGAGUGAUGUAUCACCAGAGUUGUAAUCGACGAGAAAUUUACAAAUCAUCAAUGAACUACAAACUAUUAAAAAAAUUUAAAAUGUACAACUAUACUUUUGCGACAUCAGGUGUGUAAAUUGUAAAAAAAACAAAACCUGAAAUAUGAUUUCAGAUUGUAUUUUCAAAAUGCUGUAGAUUCCACGGCCAUAACAGUUUUAUAUCAAGACAUAAAACAAUGUUGCAAAAAACAAAGUAAAAUU
Messenger RNA from Anopheles bellator, 3574 nucleotides. It is a transcript of the gene Vav, whose product is annotated as protein vav. Bases 143 to 2488 code for a protein of 781 amino acids. Gene Ontology annotation, molecular function: guanyl-nucleotide exchange factor activity; protein binding. Gene Ontology annotation, biological process: regulation of GTPase activity; cell migration. Lineage: Eukaryota; Metazoa; Arthropoda; Insecta; Diptera; Culicidae. Gene Ontology annotation, cellular component: cytoplasm. The record is from RefSeq and is a predicted model, not a curated record. The transcript has 14 exons.